Austrofundulus limnaeus is the source of this 1165-nucleotide messenger RNA. RefSeq names its product zinc finger protein 70. Gene Ontology annotation, biological process: regulation of transcription by RNA polymerase II. The record is from RefSeq and is a predicted model, not a curated record. Gene Ontology annotation, molecular function: DNA-binding transcription factor activity, RNA polymerase II-specific; RNA polymerase II cis-regulatory region sequence-specific DNA binding. Lineage: Eukaryota; Metazoa; Chordata; Actinopteri; Cyprinodontiformes; Rivulidae.
CCUUCUGGUUCAGCUCAGUACUUCUCUCCUCUCAGUGGGGGUUGGUUGUUUACAGCACAUGUAAUUUCCAGUUAGCUUGUUAGCUUAGCUUCCUCCACGGUGGAGCUAGUGUACUACAUUCGUCAUGACCAAACUUUAGUGAUCAGCUACAAAUUAAGACAAACAUUUUAAAAUUUGCAGAGUAUUAUGAAGAUAAUGCCCUCGAAGCACCGUUUAGACCGUUUAUCUACAAAAAGUUGGUUUGAACAUUUAUUCUAGUUCAGAACACUUCCUCCAGUUUUGUCUCCUUUUUUGUGUUUCUUCUUCUAAUGUUUAAACUAAGAUUUAAAGUUCAGAUAUUUUUUAACUGACUUUAAAAAUUUUGGUAAAUAAGAUGAGACCAGAGCUGUGACUAAUCUGUUAAAACUUUCUAAUAUUUUAGACCUUCUGACACCAAAACAUGGGCCUGCAUCAACUGAAACAUCCAUCACUACCAGCCAGAACAUAGAGGACCCGGAGGAACCAGAACCUCCAGAAGAAGAACCAGAACCUUCAGAAGAAGAACCAGAACCUCCAGAGAUGAAAGAGGAAGAGGAGGAACUCUGUAUCAGUCCGGGUGAUGAGCAGGUUGUUCUGAAGAUGGAGGCUGAGACCUUCAUGGUGACUGCUGACUUGGAGAAAAGAGUCCACUGGGAACCAGGACCAACCAGGGACCGAGUCCUCUCUCAGAACUCUCCUAAAGCUGAGAACCAGGACCAGGUAGGAAGCAGAACUCUAGACCUAGGAUCCUACAGAGAAGAGGAGUCAGWACAAAACAAGACAAGUCACAGAGAACUUCCACAGCACUGUGUCCUGAAGAAGGAGGAGGUUCUCCCUGAGCAACAGCUGAGGAACCAGGAGAGGAACUCCAGUCUGGACCAGGAAGGUCCACAAACACCAGCAGGUCAUGAACAACCAGAGACAACAGAAGCCCUGCAGGAGCCAAAACAUGUUCAGAUUAAAGAGGAGCAGGAGGAACCAGAACCUCCACAGGAGGAACCAGAACCUCCACAGACUAAAGAGGAAGAGGAGGAUCUCUGCAUCAGUCAGGCUGAAGACCAGCAGGUUCUGAAGAUGGAGGCUGAGACCUUCAUGGUGACUGUUGACUUUGAGGAAAGAGACCAGUGGGAACCAGAACCAAACAGGG